This is a messenger RNA of Biomphalaria glabrata, 2186 nucleotides long. RefSeq names its product cholinesterase 1-like. Lineage: Eukaryota; Metazoa; Mollusca; Gastropoda; Planorbidae. The transcript is spliced from 2 exons. Gene Ontology annotation, molecular function: calcium ion binding. The record is from RefSeq and is a predicted model, not a curated record. Bases 443 to 2143 code for a protein of 566 amino acids.
ACGUGGCCAGCCCAACGACCAACCGCCUUUAAUUUCCCCCAACUAAAGUUAUAACCCAUUAGAAUUGGAUGGAAUCAGGGGCACCCAAAAAAUCCCGAAAAUUUAAAUCACAGUCUUCAUCGAGAUUCGAACCCUGGACCCCAGGAUCAGCUCGAGUCAGGAUUCAAACUCGCCCAACUUCCACAUAGAUAGUCAAGCGAAUUUUGCCAUCAACCACACCUCCAUGAGUUGAUAAUAAAAAUGUUCAUCUGGUCACAUUACAUAAAUUAAUUGUAUGGCUCGGUCUAAUUGAGAUAUUUCGCUUAGUAACAGGAGUGAUCAUGGAUUGAGAAUCGCGAAUGAAUCUACGGACUACUUUCUAAUAAAAAUCACGAUUAACCCAGCCUGAUAUGGGCUAAUCUUUUCAAAAACAGUGUUGUAGUUUUUUUAUAUUUGAAUAAAAAUGAUGCCGCGAAAACAAGGCUUAAUUCCUAUUUUUGUUUUGACUUUGACAUUUCUGUCCAAGUUCUCGCAGCUUCUUGGGGCGGUCGUCAGCACCGCAGACGUUCUUCUCGACCUUGAGAAAGGUCAGACAUUGAGAGGCAUCAAAGUUGCCUACAGUAAUGGAGACCACAUCAACAAGUUCUAUGGAAUACCUUAUGCCUUGCCUCCAACAGGAGAUCGACGCUUUGAGCCACCCUCUCCAGCUCUGCCGUGGUCAGGGGUCAGAAAUGCUAAAACCGAGGGCAACAUUUGCCCCCAGAACCCAAGUCAACAAAUGAGUCAGAACAGAUCGGAAGAUUGCCUCAAUCUGAGCGUUUUUUCUCCGAACCUAAACGGUUCGCUUCCGGUGUUCGUCUGGAUACACGGCGGUGGCUUCCGUGACGGGUUCGGAAGCCGCGACGUUUAUCUGAUAUCCCGCCAAGGCAUGGUGUCUGUCGCAAUCAACUACCGCUUGGCGCCUUUCGGGUUUUUAUCCACCGGAGAUGACGUCAUGCCGGGAAAUUACGGAAUGCUGGAUCAGGUCUUGGCACUAAAGUGGGUGCAAAAGCACAUUCGUGCGUUUGGUGGUGAUCCCAAUCGAGUUACCAUUGCAGGGAACAGCGCCGGAGGUCACAGCGUGGACUUCCAUAUUCUCUCCCCCUUGUCAAGAGGACUCUUCCAUAGAGCUAUCAUGGAAAGCGGAACCGCAUUCUGUUCAUCAGCCAUGGAAAGACCCGGUAAAACUGUGAAGGUCAAGGAUUUUACAUUGUCAGUCGCAGCCAGUGUUGGCUGCACCGAUACCCACUCCACGGCACUUCUACGAUGCUUGAAGUCAGCUAACGCUGACCAGCUUCUCCUAGCUUCAGUCAACGCGGAAAAGUCUUUUGCUAUUACUUUCAUAGCCAUCCCUCGCGUGGAGACCAAAUUUGGAUUUCUGCCGGACUAUCCGAAGAACUUGUUUUCCAGUGGGCAGUACAAUAAGGUGGACACGCUUAGGGGAUAUAACUCAGGUGAGUGGGCUUUCGCCAUCCAUGAUACGGAUAAUAACGGCAUCACCCGGCAUGAAUUCACUCAGUACUUCGCCGCGUUCUUCAAGAAAAGCGCUUUCGUCAAUGACGACGCUAUCAACCAAUUAGUCGAGGACGCCUACCUUGGCAACAAGACGGAUCCGAUCAGCAUCAGAACAAGCCUCGUGCACGCUCUGGCUGACAUGACCUACGGUGCAGCUUCUCUGUACGAUUUGGAGAAGACGCUCCAAACGUCAGGGGCCACGACUCGUCAUUUUUUUUACCACUUCAGUUACAGGGGCAGCAACUUGACGACUGCUGUCUGGAAAGGGGUGGCUCAUGCUGGUGAGGUGCCGUACGUGUUCAGCAACGCUGCUUCCGUUUCAGCAACAGCAGACGACAAGCGUGUCGGGAACAUGGUCCAGACCAUGUGGACCAACUUUGCGAAGUACGGCGAGCCGACGCCGGUUCGAGCCCCCGAUGGCACGCCACUGCCGCAAGUCACCGAUGGAGUUCACUGGGACAGUUUUACGAGCACGAAUCAGAAGAUGUUUGAGAUUGGACUGCAUCCAAAGAUGGAGGCCCUGCCUAGACCAUUUAUUGUUGCUUUGUAUCAGAAGGUCUUGGAUUUAAUGCAUGCCCAGACUGUCGUUCAGAAUGUUGUGGUGGGAUAAACCGAUACAAGUAUCUAGCAAUAAAUGAUCUUAUAGCUUUUCA